UCUUCUAUUUUUUUUUUUUUUCUAACACCAAAACAAUAAUGAGUCAAGAACUUCCUGUUAAUCCUCAAUACACUACUUUACCUCAUCCUGGACUUGAAGAUGUUGAUAUCGAUGGUUUAAAACACAAGUGCCCUGCUUUUGCUACAGGUUGUCCUUAUGCCAAGAUUGAUGAAGUCGAUUCUCUUGCUGUAUCUUUUGGUGAACUUUCAAAAUGUCCUGCUUUCCAAAAAGGUUGUCCUUUCUCGAAUAAAUCAAAAGAAGAAAUCUCAACUCUUUUAGCCACUAUUCCUAAAGAACAUCCUACUUUGAAUAUGAAUGAACUUCCAUCCUGUGAAGAAGGCAUCGCUUUGGUUAAAAUCUUGAAUCAAUUCCUUACUGUGUCCCAAUUAGACUCUCUCUUUAAUGAAAAGAAAUCUGAUAUACAAGAGGAAAUUUUGGAAGAUCCCCAAUUGGCUCAAAAAAUGCGUGAAGGCACCAAAGUGGUUCAUCGUGCUGCAGAAACCAGUGUUUUCACUAGACGAUUCUUGAAAGGUGAUAUUACUCGAGAAGAAUAUGGACGAUAUAUCUUGUCUCUUUACUUUGUUUACCAAAAAAUGGAAGCUUUAUUGCAACAACACAAGGAUCAUCCAGCAGUUAAACUUAUUCAUUUCCCAACCGAAUUAAACCGAGAGCAAGCAUUAUUACAAGAUUUGGAGUUCUUUUAUGGCAAGGAAGGUGCAAUCAAACAAGUCACGGAUACCAAGAACGUGACCCCAGCUGUGAAGUCAUAUGUGGAUGCGAUGGAACAAGCCUGUGCUAAAGAACCUGCUUUAUUGAUUGCUCACAGUUACUCUCGCUAUCUUGGUGAUCUUAGUGGAGGACAAAUUCUAGCCAAGCGUCUCAAGACCGCGAUAUUGGGUCUGAAACCAACCGAUGUUGCCUGGGAUACCAAAGAUGGAUUGGCUUUCUAUCAUUUUGAACAAUUAGGAAAUCAAGCUGAAUUCAAAGACUUUUACCGUCAACGUUUGAAUGGGGCUCAUGUCAAUGCUACUACUCGUGAUAUGAUUGUAUCUGAAGCUGUGCGUUCUUUUGAGUUGAAUAUUGCUGUCUUUGAUGAAAUUCAACACUUGUCUGAAUCUAACCAAUUACCUCCUAUGGACAACAAAUCUUCUUUUACCAAAACAACUGUAGAAAAGGAUCAAGAUGGAAAUACAAUCACUACCACUUACACUACAACUACUACUACCACUUAUACCGAUGGAUCUUCACCCAGUGAGAAACAUCGACAACGAAGACAACAACGUCGUCGUCCUACACCUGCCGAUUCAAACAUCACUUGUUGGAUCAUGGGUACCACACUUGCCAUCACUGCCAUCUCCGUGGGUUUACAUGUAUACAAACGUUAUUAUUUGAAGGAAAAAUAGGGUGAAUCUUGUCUUUUUAUGUAGUUAUAGUUGUUUUUUAUUUAUUUAUAUAUAUAUUUCAAUAAAGAAAAAAAAAGGACCGUUGUUUAUUAUA
Molecule: messenger RNA, 1497 nt
Organism: Halteromyces radiatus
Lineage: Eukaryota; Fungi; Mucoromycota; Mucoromycetes; Mucorales; Cunninghamellaceae
Product: heme oxygenase-domain-containing protein
Exons: 6
Coding region: 39-1403 (454 amino acids)
Biological process (GO): heme catabolic process; heme oxidation; response to oxidative stress
Molecular function (GO): heme oxygenase (decyclizing) activity; heme binding
Source: RefSeq, a predicted model, not a curated record